Lasiodiplodia theobromae is the source of this 1050-nucleotide messenger RNA. Its product is annotated as Flavin-containing monooxygenase. NCBI's taxonomy places the organism in Eukaryota, Fungi, Ascomycota, Dothideomycetes, Botryosphaeriales, Botryosphaeriaceae. Gene Ontology annotation, molecular function: NADP binding; flavin adenine dinucleotide binding; N,N-dimethylaniline monooxygenase activity. The record is from RefSeq and is a predicted model, not a curated record. Bases 1 to 1050 code for a protein of 349 amino acids. The transcript has 4 exons.
AUGUCCUUUUCUCAAGAACCAAUCCCUGAGGUUCGCUCGGAAUGGUCGAUUGCGGCACACGGGCCAGACACUCCGUUCAGGCACUGGACAGUAAUGCAAAAGUACAUCAGUGAUCUUAUCCAAAGGAAUGGAUAUCAGGAUUACGUCGAGUACAACACGACCGUCGAAAGGAUCGAGAAGGAAGGAGACCAGUGGAAGAUCAUCCUCAGAAAAGAAGGCGCGGAAAGUGACUAUUGGUGGAAAGAGUAUUUCGACGCAGUUGUGGUUGCAAGCGGGCACUACAGUGUGCCUUACAUUCCUUACAUCGAAGGGCUUGAGGAUCUCGAGCUGCAACGGCCGGGCAGCAUCCUCCAUUCGAAGAUGUACCGAGGACGCGAAGCAUUUCGCGGGAAGCGUGUUGUCGUGGUGGGGGCUUCGGUAUCUGCGGCGGAUAUUGCGGUAGAUCUUGCGGGAGUGGCUCAGUCGCCAGUGCAUGCAGUGGUCUUGGGGCACAAAGCCAACGUUUACUUUGGCGACGUUGCAUUCAAGCAUCCAGAGAUCAAGGAGCAGCGGUCAAUCUCACACAUCGAUACCUCUCGGACUGUCCAUUUCGAAGAUGGCGGCCGCGUCGAUGACGUUGACCACAUCAUCUUCGGCACCGGAUACUCGUGGUCGCUGCCAUUCCUCCCCGGGGUGGAGAAGGACCCGACACUGCUGUUUGUCGGCGCUGUUGGAGCAGGGUUAACAUUCAAGAUUUUCGAAUGGCAGGCCGUGUUGGCGGCCAGAAUUCUCGCUGGACGGGCAAGACUACCGCCUCUUGAAGAGCAGCAACGAUGGGAGGCCGAUCGGAUCGCGGCAAGGGGAGACGGAGGGGGAUUCACGCUCGUAUUCCCAGAGUUCGAAGCCUACUUCGAGACAGUGCGUGCUCUUGCCGGACCCGGGGUGGAAGGCAAGGGUAGACAGUUGCCGAAAUUCGAGCAGGCGUGGUUCGACGCCUUCAUGGCAGGGCACGAGAGACGCAAAGCUUUGUGGAAGCGAUGGAAUGCGGAGGGCAGGCGGGCCAAACUGUAG